AUGGAAGUUGUACAAAGGAACGAGGCCUUUAAAAAGAUUGAUGGCAAAAUGAAAUUUGCCUAUGUCCAGAUUUUUGUUUUGCAAGACGGCAUAUUAUACUCUGGAAAAUGGACAAGCCGAUUAGAUUCGCCAAGGACACUGAAUGAUCGCCAGGAAGUCAAGCGAAUUCCAACAGAAGACAGGGGCCCAGAGGUGAAUGCCGCUUGGUCAGCGGUCUAUGUGAAAACACCCAGUCUCCUCGCAUAUAUAGAUGGAAAUCUCGAAAAGCAAAUCGCUCGCGAAGUUGAAACAUGCGAAACUCUUCGCAAUAAUUCCCAUCCAAAUAUUGCCACCUAUUAUGGCUAUAUGGAGACGAACUGUCGAGUGUCUGGGCUAUGCUUCACGCGAUAUAUGUCCACUCUACUUGAAGCAGUCAAUCCUCAACGCCUUGGCAAAGUUGCUUUCCUUUCAAGUCCGCGCGAACUAGUGAAUGAGAAUAUGAAAAGUAGCCUGGACGGGAUUUUAGCGGCUAUCAGACAUCUCCACUCGCUUGGACUCCAUAACGACAUCAACCCGGCAAAUAUUAUGCUUGACGAAGACGGUACGUUUAUUCUCAUCGAUUUCGAUAGCUCUCGAUAUAUCGGGGAGUCCUUGCGCAACACCGAAACGAAAAGAACCUGCCACUGGCACGACCCUUCUGUUGAUAUUUCGCUGGAGAAAAACGACCUUGAUGCUUUCAAAGAUCUACAAAUCUGGCUCAAUGGAUCGAGAGAUGGAGACUUUCUACUUGAAUGA
Messenger RNA from Aspergillus pseudonomiae, 774 nucleotides. RefSeq names its product kinase-like protein. NCBI's taxonomy places the organism in Eukaryota, Fungi, Ascomycota, Eurotiomycetes, Eurotiales, Aspergillaceae. The record is from RefSeq and is a predicted model, not a curated record. The transcript has a single exon. Gene Ontology annotation, biological process: protein phosphorylation. Gene Ontology annotation, molecular function: protein serine/threonine kinase activity; ATP binding. Gene Ontology annotation, cellular component: cytoplasm. Bases 1 to 774 code for a protein of 257 amino acids.